AUGUCAGACGAUUUCUUCGGCAUACAUGUCCAGACACAUAGCAGCACUCAAAGGGCAGCAGCCAAUACUGCUCCAGAACCUGCACAAGAAGAAGCUGGAUUUAUCGAGAAGCAGUUCAUCCCCAGCUCGUCUAGAGUUGCUGAACCGGCUGUGAGCCAUGAUUGGACGCGAGAAACCGAGGAUGAUUUCAUCGAUCAACAAUAUUUCCGGAAGAUCGACCCCAGAGAGGCGUCUGAACCGGAAUGCUUGCAGUCUCCAAAGCGACGUGACCAAGGGAAAUGGUUUGCUGAUGACGAAUCAAUUCAGAAGAGAAGUGACGCCAGUUUCGCUGAAGACUACGAGGAACCGAUUGAAAUAGAUGAAAAGGAGUUUACCAUAUCGGCGCCGACAAUUUUACAACAAAUCAAUUCAUCUUUGCUGCCGAUCAAGCAUCUUUCAAAGGAGGAAUUGGUUGACUAUCUUGCAUCCCAAGUCCUCUACAACGAUGAGGACCUAUUGGCCCUCUGCAAACCCUAUGGCCUAUCGUAUGGCGGAGGAUCAUCGGAUCUUCCCCAAAUCGACAGACUGAUGCCAGCGUUAAAAGCAGUUGUAGCCCCAGCCACUGCAAAGCUUCAUUUGGCCAAGCCGCUCGAUCGCAAUGUCAGUGGUAUCCUGCUUUUUGUAAAGAAUGAAAAGCUGAAACAUCUGCUAAACCAAAAAUCUUCCGAGAGUCUAGUGAUGUCUGAAUACAGGGCAAUCGUGCGGGGCACGCUGGCAAAACCCAAGCAGCUGAUCAAGAUCCCACUCUACAAAACGGUGCGUGAUGGACAGUUCAAGAUGAAACCGUUGCGAGAAGAUACGCCCAAACGGCAUGAAAUACAUUAUGUGGAGACGAGGGCCCGUGAGAUCAGCAGCCAUCGUUAUUGUUCCUACGUGGGGGCAUUGGUGAAAGGAGAAGUGCCUCACCAAGUGCGGGCGCAUCUCUCGCUGGUGAAAUGUCCAAUUAUCGGCGAAGACAAAUACACAGACUCCCCACCACGGCCACCCCGGCUAGCCGAUGCUACGCUAGAACAGUUGGGGCUGUCCCAAAGCCAGUCGAGGCGUUUGCCAUUUCUGCUCCAUCAUAAAGAGCGGAUAGUUUUGAAGUUUGAUGACUGGCCUCUUGUACGUAUCCACUACGAUUGGGAAACCAGGCUCCGACAUCUGUUUCUAAAGCGCCUCGAGGUGGAACGAUUGCUAUGGAUCUUGUCGUCGUUAGGUGGUGCUUAUUCAGCAAUGGGAGAUUAUGACGAAAGAUUCGCACGCGUGGCGAUGAAAAUCUCCAAUCAUCAGAUCCGACUAGCCACUGAAUACGGCGAUCCAGUCCUUCUUUCCCGGUGCCAUCUGUACAUAGCUUUAUCUCUCGCGCAGCAGGGAUACCACAAGGAGGCCAAGCAGGUUGUCAGGUGGCAAUCCAAAAUGGCCAGACUAUAUAACUCGUCUUUUCUACUCGCUUGCUGCCAAGGAAUUCGCGCAAAGAUAACGGCCAUAAUCUAUGAUCUCAGG
Molecule: messenger RNA, 1524 nt
Organism: Mesorhabditis spiculigera
Lineage: Eukaryota; Metazoa; Nematoda; Chromadorea; Rhabditida; Rhabditidae
Source: the annotation of a GenBank genome assembly